CGCACCCGGCAUGGCGGCCGGUGGCUUCGGCACCGCUGCCGUUCCGUUGGCUCGCGGCAGGUAGCGGCGUUCUCGGCUUCCCGUUCUCGCCAUGGCCGCCAAGGGGGCUCGGCAGCGGCUGCGAGCCGGAGGCGGUGGGGAGGCGGCGCGGCCGCGGCCGGAGGCGGCGGUCCCGGAGGAAGCCCGGUUGGAAUCAUCUGGGAGCAAAGCAGGACAAGUUUGGGCUCCUGAAGGAUCAACGGCUUUUAAGUGUCUCAUUUCAGCCAGGUUCUGUGCAGCUCUCUUAAGCAACAUCUCUGACUGCGAUGAGACCUUUAACUAUUGGGAACCGACACACUACCUCGUUUAUGGAAAGGGGUUUCAGACAUGGGAAUACUCUCCAGCCUAUGCCAUCCGCUCCUAUGCUUACCUGUGGCUUCAUGCCUUACCAGCCUUGUUCUAUGCUAGAGUUCUACAAACUAAUAAGGUUCUUGUCUUCUACUUUCUCCGAUGCUUCCUGGCCCUCCUGAGCUGUGUUUGUGAACUCUACUUCUACAAGGCUGUGUGCAAGAAGUUUGGGCUACAUGUGAGCCGGCUGAUGUUGGCCUUCUUAGUACUCAGCACUGGGAUGUUCUGCUCAUCUGCAGCUUUUCUCCCCAGCAGUUUCUGCAUGUACACCACAGUGAUUGCCAUGACUGGCUGGUAUAUGGACAAGACCUCUGUAGCUGUGCUGGGGGUGGCUGCUGGAGCCCUUCUGGGCUGGCCCUUCAGUGCAGCUCUUGGGCUUCCCAUUGCCUUUGACUUCUUGAUCCUGAAGCAGAGGUGGAAAAGUUUCCUCAACUGGUGUGUGGUGUCAUUGAUCCUGUUUUUGGUGCCCUUGGUAGUUGUGGACAGCUAUUACUAUGGGAAACUGGUAGUUGCACCUCUCAACAUUGUUUUAUACAAUGUCUUCACCUCUCACGGACCUGAUCUCUAUGGAACAGAACCCUGGUCCUUCUAUUUCAUCAAUGGCUUUCUGAAUUUCAACGUGGCAUUUAUUUUGGCUCUGCUUGUGCUGCCAUUGACUUGUCUCAUGGAGUGUCUGCUUCAGAAAUUUCAUGUUCAGAAUCUGGGUCGUCCCUACUGGCUGACACUAGCUCCUAUGUACAUUUGGAUCAUGAUUUUCUUCAGUCAGCCCCACAAAGAAGAGAGGUUUCUCUUUCCCAUCUAUCCCCUUAUCUGCCUCUGUGGUGCUGUCGCUCUCUCUGCUCUUCAGAAAUGUUACCACUUCAUAUUCCAGCGCUACCGCCUGGAACACUACACAGUCUCCUCCAACUGGUUGGCUCUGGGGACUGUCUUUCUCUUUGGCCUUUUGUCAUUGUCACGCUCUGUUGCCUUAUUCAGAGGCUACCAUGGGCCUCUGGAUCUCUACCCAGAAUUUCACAGGAUUGCUUCUGACCCAACCAUUCACACUGUGCCAGAGGGGAGACCAGUUAACGUCUGUGUGGGAAAGGAGUGGUACAGAUUUCCAAGCAGCUUUCUCCUGCCAGAUAAUUGGCAGCUCCAGUUUAUCCUCUCGGAAUUCAGAGGCCAGUUACCAAAACCAUUUGCCAAGGGACCAAUGGCCACACGGAUCAUUCCCACUGAUAUGAAUGACCAAAACAAGGAAGAACCAUCUCGAUAUAUUGACAUUUCCAAAUGCCACUAUCUGGUGGACUUGGAUACAGCAGCUGAAACCCCAAGGGAGCCAAGGUACUCUGCCAACAAAGAAGAUUGGGUAACCAUUGCCUACAAGCCAUUCCUAGAUGCUUCCAGGUCCUCAAAGCUGCUGCGUGCAUUCUACGUCCCUCUCCUCUCAGAGCAGUACACAUGGUAUGCAAACUAUACUAUUCUGAAAGCCCGGAGGUUGAAGCAAAGCAGGAAAAAAAUGGGAGGCUAACACCACACCUGGGCAUCAAAAUCAAGGGCAUCUGCUGACACUCUUGGACAGCUGCCUAACCCAUCGUCAGUCCCCUUUUUGAAAGACUGUGCUUAUAAGAUUCAUGAACACAGAUUCCCCAUGAAGUGAUUUCACUCUGCAAGCUUCCAGCUGUAAAAAGGGUGCAUCAUCUGCUUUCAGUUCUCGGUGUCAGGUCUCUGCUCUGCCUACACGGAACAUAUUGGUAAGAAACCAUUUGAAAAUCCAGCAGCCACCUACGAACGUAUUAUCCCUGCUGCUCCCUGUGUUAUUAUAUAUUACACCAGUGGAGAGAAAGAUGGAAAAGGAAAAGGAAUGACUGUGAGGUUCUACUCCAGGUUACAGUCGGGCACUGGGAAAAUCCAGCUCAGCCUCCCUCUUCCAAUGCCCCACAUCCACUGUCCUCAUCUGCUUAAGUAGUGUUCACCUUCUCCUGUGGAAUUGUUUUCAGGUAACAACGUUUAGGAUUUUUUUCUUUUAACAAAAACAAGGGGAAGAGGAAAACACCUGAGAGACAAUUACCUGCCAUGCACUGAGCCUCAAGGAAGGAAGUAGCAUGCAUGACAGAAACAGCCUGAAGUUGCUCUGUCCAGGAAACACUUUCAAGGAUGUGCUUUUGGGAGAAAACCCCUCAAACUUAGGAGAUGAAUCAGUAUCUGCUUUAAUGGAGUCAAGAGUGAGGGUUUUACGUGUGAAACCAAGGGUUUGUUUGCUAUUUGUAAUAAUUUUGUAAAGAUAUCUGUAAUAUCCUCUGGAUUCUAGACUACAGCAUCUUAACAUUUCUGGAAACAUCCAGAGAGGAGAAGAAGGAUUAAACCUUUUUUUUUCAGUUCUAUUUCCCAGAAUAGACAGUAUGUGUUAAAUUAGUACAAUAUGCUUCAGAGCAAUGCUGUAUUUAUUAUAUCUCCAUUUUUAAAACGUGCAGUAUCAGAAACUAGAUGGAGUUGUUUUCACUCACAUCCUUGGAACUCUGUGGGGAUGAGAUGGCAGGAGAUGGAGCAGAAAGGAAGUUCCUUUUCCCAAAAGGCUGCACAAGCUCAGUGCCCCAUUGUGACUGUGAUUAGAUUGAUGUAUGUGUGCGGUGACAGAGCAGGUGGAUCAAGAAGCAGAUCUGUAUGUUUGGAAGCUGUCAGGGUACAAACAGUAAAGCAUGUGCCUCUGAAGAUACAUGUGUUGGUCCAGGUGCAGAAUGCUGUGCUAGGGUUGUUUCUUGGCUAGUCUGCAGGUUAACAGCUGAGCAGGAUGUGAAGGGCAGGCUCUACCAAUGAGGUGGUGAUCUAACAUCCUACUACUGGGACAAAGCAGGAGGAACUGGAUGAGGAGCAAGGCAUGGGCUGAAAAUAUCAAAUGAAACAAAAUAUUGCCCUUCAUAAGAGUCAUAUGUGGAGCGUCAAGGUUUCUGUCCAAGCAACUGGUGUCUUGGCUGAGUUGGUCUGGAAGCUCAGAGUCACAUUGCAGAUCAGUGGUGCAGUGUCUGUCUUUGUAUUAUUCCCCCACAUACCUCCAGCUGGCUCUACCCCUCAUAAAAGUUUACAUGUGUUGAACAGGGCUUUAUGGUGCCUGUAAAUCAAAACCAAAACUCUUGCCCUGCUUGUUGCCUCUCCCUUUGCUAAUCCCGACCUUAAAUCAAAUAAAGAAACAAAUGCACCUCUCGCUGGUGCUGUUUGUGUGACUGUU
Melopsittacus undulatus (budgerigar) is the source of this 3592-nucleotide messenger RNA. It is a transcript of the gene ALG9, whose product is annotated as ALG9 alpha-1,2-mannosyltransferase. Gene Ontology annotation, cellular component: endoplasmic reticulum membrane. Lineage: Eukaryota; Metazoa; Chordata; Aves; Psittaciformes; Psittaculidae. The transcript is spliced from 15 exons. Gene Ontology annotation, biological process: protein N-linked glycosylation. The record is from RefSeq and is a predicted model, not a curated record. Gene Ontology annotation, molecular function: alpha-1,2-mannosyltransferase activity. The coding region runs from base 92 to 1897 and encodes 601 amino acids.